CCUAAACCAUUCAAGUUCAUGAAAUUUAAGUUUGGAUUUCAACACUUACUGCAAACUGAAAAAACAAAAUUAAAAUUAGUCUACUUGCCAAUAUAAAUCACAGGAAAGUGCUUAUACUCUCUCAGUAGUUAAGGCUUACAUACAAGAUAGGAAGAAUUAUACAAGAGGAUGUAAGAAAAGGAACAAUUCAGUGUGAAGCUGACUCACCACUAGGCUCUGCCUUCAGCUUGAAACUAUUUGCUUGAUUCAUUUCCGGUUGUGUCUAUGCAUUAACAACGGAAGCAAAGAAAAGUGAAAUAAAAGACAAACAGAGGUUGUCAAACGGAAUAGCCUAAAGGACAUGUUUACAAUUAAAACUUUUUGGCUUACAUUUAAAAUAUUUUGGCUCAUUGUGUAGUUAAAAGAGCAGUCCAGAAUGACAGAAAAAUCUCUGGUCUUUGGUGUUUUCUUAUUCUUGAAGCUGCCAGUUUGCUGUUGUUUUUAUAGCCAAAAUACGUUACCGGAUAUUGAAAAUGCACAGUUUAUUGAAGAAUGUGUCAGAGUGCAUAACAGAUUCCGAUCCAGUGUGGAUCCACCAGCUAGCAACAUGAAACGGAUGGGCUGGGACCACGAUCUUGCAAAGACUGCUCUUGGCUGGGCAAAGAUGUGCCAAUUUAAGCAUAAUCCUGAUCUCCAGACACCGGGGAAGGCCCACCCAAACUUCACAGUAGUUGGAGAAAAUAUUUGGACUGGAACCCUUUCGUAUUUUAAUGUGACUUUAGCCCUCACUCAUUGGUACAAUGAAGUUGAAUAUUACAAUUAUGCUACUCAAACUUGUAAACAUGUAUGUGGACAUUAUACUCAGAUGGUUUGGGCAACAACCUACAAAGUUGGCUGUGCCGUUCACUUUUGUCCUAGAGUACAAGACUUUACUGGACCUAACGCUGCUCACUUCAUUUGUGACUAUGGACCUGGUGGGAAUUAUCCAACAUGGCCAUAUAAAUCAGGAGUAGCAUGCAGUGAAUGUCAUGGAGAGCCUUGUGUAGACAGACUUUGUGGUGAAGUAUGGGUGAAGCCAUAUUGUGAUCUGUACUGCAUCAUCAUUCUGGUCCUGAGAACAUCUUCAUUUUUAAUGACUUUUGUAGCUGUCUUCAUUCUGAAGAAAUAUUAUCCAGGGUGUGUAUGUAUAAGUAAACUGGAACCAAAAAUAAGCACUUCUGAAAAGUAUUAA
Candoia aspera is the source of this 1210-nucleotide messenger RNA. It is a transcript of the gene GLIPR1, whose product is annotated as GLI pathogenesis related 1. Gene Ontology annotation, cellular component: extracellular region. The record is from RefSeq and is a predicted model, not a curated record. The transcript is spliced from 5 exons. Lineage: Eukaryota; Metazoa; Chordata; Lepidosauria; Squamata; Candoiidae. The coding region runs from base 416 to 1210 and encodes 264 amino acids.